Messenger RNA from Gamsiella multidivaricata, 526 nucleotides. RefSeq names its product Yos1-like protein. Gene Ontology annotation, cellular component: COPII-coated ER to Golgi transport vesicle; endoplasmic reticulum membrane; Golgi membrane. NCBI's taxonomy places the organism in Eukaryota, Fungi, Mortierellomycota, Mortierellomycetes, Mortierellales, Mortierellaceae. Gene Ontology annotation, biological process: endoplasmic reticulum to Golgi vesicle-mediated transport. The record is from RefSeq and is a predicted model, not a curated record. The transcript has 4 exons. The coding region runs from base 96 to 338 and encodes 80 amino acids.
GGUCCGACCACCAUCAACACCCCCACCAUCAACACCCCCACCAGCGCUCGCGGACCGACACAGCAAACAACACCCGAUCCAGGAACAACUUCACAAUGGCCAUCGGUAUCUUUGGUCUCCUCGAGGUGAUGCUCCUCUUCGUCAAUGCUAUUGCCAUCCUCAACGAGGAACGGUUUCUUGCAAGGAUCGGCUGGGCACGGCAGGUCGCCGAUCCAUACGCACAGGAAUCCGUCAAGGCCAGACUCGUGAACUUAAUAUCCGCUGUGAGGACAUUGAUGAGAAUCCCAUUAAUCGGUCUCAACGUAGUCGCUAUCCUGUACCUCGUCAUUCUCGGAUAGAAACUGGACAACUAUAAAACAGAGGGGCCGCGAUCGCAAUCUGCUCAUUCGUUGCCCAAGUCCUUCAAUAUGUCCGAGCAUUAGCUGGUCCAGCAUUUGUAAAUCCCCACCAUACAUCUACUGCAAUAAAUAAUCAUCGCAAGAAUACUUGUUAUUAUACAUUGCUCAAAAGAGCAAACAAAAAAAAA